This is a messenger RNA of Parus major (Great Tit), 5245 nucleotides long. It is a transcript of the gene SETD5, whose product is annotated as SET domain containing 5. Gene Ontology annotation, molecular function: protein binding. The coding region runs from base 821 to 4966 and encodes 1381 amino acids. Lineage: Eukaryota; Metazoa; Chordata; Aves; Passeriformes; Paridae. The record is from RefSeq and is a predicted model, not a curated record. The transcript has 25 exons.
AGUGCCGUUUCCGCCCGGCCCGGGGAGAAGCCGCCGCCGCCGCCGCCGGGGGAGGGGCCGCCGCUGCCGCGGCCGAGCGCUCGCUCUCGCCGGCUGCCCGGAACACGCCGUGGCGCCGAGCCGGGCCUGGUGCCGCGCAGGGGCCCGGGAAACGGGCCGGCCAGGUUUCCCCAUGUCCGUGACGUGUUGGCCGAGGCUCUGCGGCUCCUCUCCGCCCUCGGAGCGGCCAGUCGCUGCCCUCUGGACUCCGUGAUCCCCGACGGGCGUCAUGAGCAUUGCAAUCCCUCUGGGAGUCACCACACCAGAUACGUCCUACUCCGACAUGGCUGCAGGAUCGGACCCAGAGUCUGUGGAAGCUAGUCCAGCUGUCAGUGAGAAGAAUGUGUACUCCAGCCACGGCUAUGGGGCCACCCAGAAACACAGCUAUCGCGGGCUGCCUUACGCAGAUCAUAAUUAUGGAGCCCCUCCUCCUCCAACACCGCCAGCCUCUCCUCCUGUCCAGACCAUUAUACCUCGUGCAGAACUGAAUGGCCUGCACUCUCCCGAUGAGAACUCUGGGGAUAGUGAAAGCUCCUCAGAAGGAGAAUCAAUUCCUGCUUGGUGCCACUGCAGUGUCUCCCAAGAUGGUUUCCUCCUCAAGUGUGAAAAGUGCAGCCUGACAAGUGUUGGUGGCACCAGGAGUGGAGAUGAGGAUGUUAAAUCGAUGUUCUUAUCAUCCUGGGCCCCACUGAGGGCACGCAUCUUGUGACAUCCUGUUGAAUUUCAAGUGACUUUACUCCUACAAACCAGCUUCAAUUGUGCAUUCUCCUUUGGCAGAGGAAUGAGCAGGGGGAAGGUGAUCAGACUCCGCCGCCGGAAGCAGGACAACGUGUCAGGCGGGGACAGCAGUGCCACUGAGAGCUGGGAUGAAGAACUCUCUCCCUCCACAGUGCUGUACACGGCCACGCAGCACACACCGACCAGCAUCACGCUGACCGUCAACCGCGUCCGCAGGAGCAAACCCAAGAAGAGGAAGAGGAGUACAGAAAAGGCUCGUGCUGCUCCAAAGGCCAAAAAGAUCAAGGCUUUUCGAGAGGGCUCACGAAAGUCUCUGAGGAUGAAGAAUUCCCCUUCUGAAGCACAUGCCUUGGAUGAAAACACAGCUGAAGGGUGGGAGAAUCGGAUACGCCUCUGGACGGACCAGUACGAGGAAGCCUUCACGAACCAGUACAGUGCUGAUGUGCAGAACUUGCUGGAGCGUCAUCUAAACUCAAAUAAAGACUAUGUGGGAAAAACUGCUAUGCUGGACACAAUCAACAAAACAGAGUUGGCCUGCAAUAAUACUGUUAUUGGGUCCCAGAUGCAGCUGCAGCUGGGAAGGGUGACUCGGGUUCAGAAGCACCGGAAGAUCCUGAGGGCAGCAAGAGACUUGGCACUAGAUACCCUUAUAAUUGAGUAUCGAGGGAAAGUUAUGUUACGACAGCAAUUCGAGGUCAAUGGGCAUUUCUUCAAAAAGCCAUAUCCCUUUGUGCUGUUCUACUCCAAGUUCAAUGGCGUUGAGAUGUGUGUUGAUGCCCGCACCUUUGGUAACGAUGCCAGGUUCAUCAGGCGGUCUUGCACUCCAAACGCAGAGGUUCGUCAUGUGAUUGCUGAUGGGAUGAUCCACCUGUGCAUCUAUGCUGUUGCCACCAUUGCCAAGGACACAGAGGUUACCAUCGCCUUUGACUAUGAGUACAACAUCUGCAAUUAUAAAGUGGACUGUGCGUGUCACAAGGGGAACCGGAAUUGCCCUGUGCAGAAACGUAGCCCAAAUGCUGCAGAACACCUACCUCCACCUGUUUUAGGCACACUGAUUGGGGCAGAAACACGCCGGCGAAAGGCGCGUCGAAAGGAGCUAGAAAUGGAACAGCAGAGCAUUGCGUCGGAUGAAAACAGCAGUCAGCAAACUGAGGAAGUUCCUGAGGGACCUGCAGCAGUCAGUGACAAUGAGGUGCCAGAGAAGGAGGAGAAACAAGAAGGGGAGAAAGAGGAGUCUGUAGAUGAACAGGGAGCCUUGGUCCACAGCAGACGGUCCCGGGAAGACAGGAAGGUAGAAGCCAUCAUGCACAUGUUUGAGAACUUAGAAAAGAGAAAGAGGAGACGAGAGCAACCAUCAGACCGUAACAACACUGAUGCUGAAAUCAAUGUCAAUUCGGAAGCUCCUGAGCUGGAAGAAGUAAAAGCAGAGACUCCUGAAACAGAAGAUGGAAGUUCAGCACUGAGUGCUCCUGCUCCUCCUCCUCCUCCUCCUCCUUCUCCUCCUCCUCCUCCUCCUCCUCCUGUUUCUAACAGUACGAGCAGUACUGGGGUGAACACACGACGGUCCUCACAAGUAGCGGAUGCCGUCCCCGAAAAAACAGUGACUAAGCCAGCUCCAGCAAAACCCUCCAGGCCCCGACCAAAAAGUCGCUUCUCUCGAUACCGGACCAGUUCAGCACAAAGACUGAGAAGGCAGAAACAAGCCAAUUCCCAGCAAGCUGAACUCACACAGGCUGUCCCAGAGGAAGGAAGCACUGCCAGCUUGGUAACCACAACAGAUGUCAGCAAUGUCGAAGGGCCAGGAGAAGGCAGACAGUUGACAGGAUCUGAUCCAACUGCUAUCCUGGCUACAGGAUCCCAGUCUAAUCGAGCUGCAGUAAAGUACCCCAAAACAAAAAAGUACCUUGUCACUGAAUGGCUGAACGACAAGGCAGAAAAGCAGGAGUGUCCAAUUGAGUGUCCUCUGCGCAUUACGACAGACCCAACAGUUUUGGCAACUACCCUAAAUAUGUUGCCAGGACUCGUGCACUCCCCGCUGAUUUGUACCACACCUAAACACUACAUUCGCUUUGGUUCGCCCUUCAACCCUGAGAGACGUCGAAGGCCUUUUCUGUUGGAUGGCAUUUACAGCUCCUGUAAGAAGCGCUGGAUCAAACAAGCCCUGGAAGAGGGGAUGACUCAGACCUCACCAGCUCCACAAGAGAACAGAACCCAGUGUCUAUACCAAAGCAAUGAGAACAGCAGCUCCUCCAGCAUCUGCAAAGAUGACACAGACUUGCUGAGUCCCCUGAAGAAAUGGAAGUCUCGCUACUUGAUGGAGCAAAACGUGAAGAAGUUGCUGCGGCCGCUGUCUCCUGUCACCCCCCCGCCUCCCGUCCCUUCGGUCCCGGGCGCAGCGAGCCCACAGCUGGCCACGCCCUGCUCGUCCCUGCCCGGGGAGGAGGAGACUCGCAAUGGUUACGGCAUCAUGUUCUCACCCAUCCCCUCUCUGGCUGCCAGCCGCUGCAAUACUCCACUACAGUUCGAGAACGUAUCCUCCCCUGAGAGCUCCCCUGCGCAUAGGCCCGAGUCCAUGUCACCUGAGGUCUGCCUUCGAUCCGACUUGGAUUUGAAGGGUGGGUACCUGGAUUCCAGUGCAAACACCUGCCAGGAACGACCAUCGCUGCUCAGUUUUGCAUCCUCUGAUGUGGCUCCGCAAUCCUCCAUAAACUCUACUUCAGAGAUGAACUUCCCAGGGAAAAGUGGGGAAGCACAGAUGCUGCUACGAAGCUCUGAUCAGGCUUUUCGGACAGAGUUUAAUUUAAUGUAUGCCUUCUCCCCAUUGAACGCUAUGCCACGUGUAGAUGGGUUGUUGCGGGGCUCUCCUCCUUUGGGAGAGAGGAAGCCAGUGAAUUCGGAAGCAGGAUGCUGCAGCUCUCCUGCUGAAGGGUAUUUCAGCAGACACGAGUCAGCGUUGCUCAAAGAGACAGUGCAUGGAUCCAUGUCUCCCUGCGGCGAGAGGGCUUCUGAGGGCACCAGAGCUGCUCCCCAGAAUCCGCCACAAAGGAAGAAGGUAUCGCUCCUCGAGUACCGCAAGCGGAAACAGGAGGCCAAGGAGGGCGGUGAUUCCAGGCGCGGCGCAGGGACCCCCACCCGACAGGGCAGCAGCGGCUCCGGGACUGACACGGACGGGAAUGGCCUGUCAGGCUCCACAGCACGAACUCCGUCCUCCCCACAAAGUGGCUUCUCCCCUUCUCAUCCCUCCCUGCCUCACGUAGAGGACAUCAGCCCACCAGACUCGAGGGGCUGUAGUUCCUCAUCAUCGCUCAGUAAAUCCCAGGAGAGCAUCAGCAGUAGGUGGAUGGUCCCGACGUCAGUGGAGAGGCUGCGGGAGGGCCGGGGGAUGCUGGAGAAGGUGCUGCGGAGCGGUGCAAAGGUGUCCCAGAGACACGAAUCCUCCCCCACCCAGGACAAUGCUCUCGAGAGAGAUGCAGCUGAAAGAAGUCGUCUUGUCUCCUUCAUCCUAGCACAGCAAAAUGCAGCAGAAGGAGACACUCCAGAAGCCCACAAAGGACCGGCAGUUUACAGUCCUUCUCGAUACAGCUACCAGCUGCUGCAGUCUGACAGUCCCCAGGCAGAAUCACAGACCCUGCUCCAGCAGAGCUCCUCCCCAUACAGAGGGCACCUCGCGCCGUCUCCUGGAUACAGCUACCGAGCAGCAGCACAGAGGACAGGACACAGCCUGUCCCAUGGUUCCUCGGAAACAUCCCUCUCCUCCACCUCAUUUUCCAGCCCUGCCCACUCGGUCUCCACAGACUCCUCUGCCCUGUUUGCAGGGAAUUCGGGGUAUUUCACCAGCCAGCAGCACUCUGGCAGCGUCAGCAGCAGCCUCCUGAGGAAGAGCUGCCCUGCGGCUGCCAGCCCGGCACAGCAGACAGCUGUGGACUCAAUCUCCUCGGAGUCGGGCUCCCAGCCCUGCACAGGCGUGUCAGGCUCUUCCUCCGCUCCCCAAAGUGCUCGGUCACUACAGUCAGACUUGCGGACUAUCAGCCUGCCGAACUCUGGGCAGUCUGUUCUCUACCAGGGCUCCCGGGGCGCAGUGAUUUCUAAUGCACAACACUAUCCACAUCGUGGGGGAAGCAGUGUCCAUCAGUACAGACUGCAGCAGCUUCAAGGUUCUGGAGUAAAGACUCAAACAGGACUUUCCUAGGGCUGCCUGGACUUCAGGAGGACAAAACUGCCCAUAGCUUCUUCCAGUCACCUCUGGAAGUGGCUCCUGGGCCGGUAUUGGGAGUUUGCACCUGAUGCUGGGGUGCCAGGGGUCAGAGGCUGAGGUCGAAAAUGCACGGGUGAGAUUUGUGAGCAGUAUUGGCCUCUGGCCUGGUAGGAGAACACAGAUUUCUCUGAGGCAGAGACUGUAGCAAAGCAGUUCCCUAACAUGUGGGUACAUUGCAAAAACAAAAAGAAACAAACAACAAAAAAAAAGGAA